AGUCUUUCAGUUUUUACAUUCCUUACAACGCUUGCAACUAAAUAACUGGCUCUUAAUAUUUGACUUGUAUUUCAAAGUUCAAGAUUUUUGAAAAAUUUCAAAAAUAGAAAAUCAUAAAUAUUUUUAGUGAACGAUUCAACUUUUAUAAAUAACAGUGUUAUAUUUUUAAAAGUUAAUUUUAGUGUGAAAAAUUUAACGAAUACAUGGCUAAUUAAAAAUUUAUCUGUAAAUAUUUAAGAAAAUUUUAGGCGGCUAAAUUAAACGGAAACUCGAUAAAAGCCGCGCAAAGCAUAAAGAAUAUAACAAAAUCUAUAUAGAUAUAUUGUGUAAUUUAUAUACAUAUAUAUAAAUAUUACACAGCUUGCGCGGCAGAGUCGACUCUCUUCUUGAUUUCCUUGUUACUCUUAUUCACGAUCUUCACCAGUACACUCUCUUGACAUCCGCGUAAAAUAUGACCAGGGCUAAAAUAGAACUCGGAGAUGUGACCCAGCACAAUAUUAAACAAUUAAAAUUACUUAAUCAAGUUGUAUUUCCCGUAUCAUACAAUGAAAAAUUUUACAAGGAUGUCUUGGAGGCUGGUGAACUUGCCAAAUUAGCUUACUACAAUGACAUUGUGGUUGGAGCAGUUUGCUGUAGAGUUGACACAUCGGAAAAUUCACGAAGAUUGUACAUAAUGACGCUGGGAUGUUUAUCACCAUACAGAAGACUUGGUAUUGGUACGGUUAUGGUACAACAUGUAUUAAAUUAUGUACACAAGGAUGGAAACUUCGAUUCAAUAUUUCUGCAUGUUCAAGUGAACAACGAAGGAGCUAUUGAUUUUUAUAAAAAAUUUGGGUUUGAAAUUGUUGAAACGAAACAACAUUAUUACAAAAGAAUUGAACCUGCAGAUGCACACGUUUUACAAAAAACAUUACGCCCUCAAAUAAAUUCAAACCAUCAAAUUUCAAUUUAAUAAUAUUAAUACGUAAUCUAAUAAUAAACAAACAAAAGUAAAAUACUAAAUUAAACUCAAUUAUCGUGAAUAAUAUCACAUUUUACGAUUAUCUUGUCUUGGUUAUUAUUUCAUUCUGUUUAGUUAUUAAUUUUAACUUUUUUUUUUGUUUAUCCGCUGUACAAAAUGUCAAUAAAAUAUUCUCUUAUUUCUUA
Microplitis demolitor is the source of this 1146-nucleotide messenger RNA. RefSeq names its product probable N-acetyltransferase san (gene san). Gene Ontology annotation, cellular component: NatA complex. NCBI's taxonomy places the organism in Eukaryota, Metazoa, Arthropoda, Insecta, Hymenoptera, Braconidae. The record is from RefSeq and is a predicted model, not a curated record. Bases 452 to 952 code for a protein of 166 amino acids. The transcript has 4 exons. Gene Ontology annotation, molecular function: acyltransferase activity, transferring groups other than amino-acyl groups. Gene Ontology annotation, biological process: mitotic sister chromatid cohesion.